UUUGAUAUUGUUGAUACAUACAGGAUUGAUUGCACGCGAAGAAACUUAUGGUGACAAUUUGAAAAAGAUGGAAGUUGCACAAAAGUUGCAUUCCGGAGCUUGCGACAUACAGGAUGAGGAACUAAAUAUCAGCUGUCAUACGAACAGUUCUGGCUGUGAUGUUGAAGAUAUAUUGGACUCAUCCACGGAAGAUCUUGGAUGUUCACCCCCGCUUCAACCGAGAAAAUUAUUUAGUAAUACGAUGAAUUGUAGUGACAAUGAAAGUGCAUCAAGAAUUAGAAUCCCUCCUCGUGAAAAUAUGUGUUCUCAAAAAAUAUCAAUGGCAUGUAGUCCACCUUACAAAAGAGUUAGAGCAUUACGUCUGUUUGAUUCUCCCGCUACUCCAAAAACAUUAAUGGAAAAGAGUGCAAUGCAUACUCCGUUUCCGACUAAAUGUUCUAGAUUAUUUUCGCUAGACAAAUCUAGAUCUUGUAAUUAUCAAAAUAAAUCUGACAAACCUGCUGCCAAUGUAAAUCCUUUUAUGCCAAAUGGAAUAAUGUUAACUGCAAGAAAACGUACUAGAUCUAAGCGUAGUCUGAAUGGUUCUCCAGAUAUCCAAAUUCCAAAAUUUGAUCUUGGCGAUUCUGAAGAAGAUUCUGACAACGAAAUAGAACAAGCUACAAAACGUGUGGCAUUGCAAGAUUCCAAUAUCUCACGAUAUCAUCAAGAGUUCCAUGAACUUGGUUUAAUUGGAACGGGUGAAUUUGGCUCUGUUUAUAAAUGCAUUAAUCGAUUAGAUGGAUGCACUUAUGCUGUUAAGAAAAGUAUUAAACCUGUGGCUGGAAGUAUUAAUGAAAAGAAUGCUUUAAACGAAGUAUAUGCGCAUGCUGUACUUGGUAAACAUCAACACGUGGUGAGAUACUAUUCUGCAUGGGCAGAGGAUAAUCACAUGAUAAUUCAAAAUGAAUAUUGUAAUGGUGGUAGUUUGGCUGACGCGAUUCUCAACUUAGAAAAAGAAAAAAAACAUUUUACUGAAAUAGAAAUACGACAAUUAUUGUUACAUGUUGCUGAAGGUUUAAGAUAUAUUCACAGUAUGCAAUUAGUACAUAUGGACAUUAAACCCGGAAAUAUCUUCAUUUCCAAAGAAAAAAGGUUACUCGCAGUUAAUUAUGAUUCAGCCGAUGACGGUUUUGACGAAGAGGAAACUGUAGAAGAGGAAAUUACUUACAAAAUAGGAGAUUUAGGCCAUGUUACAUCAGUUAAUAAUCCUCAAGUUGAAGAAGGAGAUUGUAGAUAUCUUCCAACGGAGAUUUUGCGUGAGGACUUCUCUCAUUUAUCGAAAGCUGAUAUUUUUGCUUUUGGAUUAACUAUUUAUGAAGCCGGUGGUGGAGGUCCACUACCUAAAAACGGAUCAGAAUGGCAUGACAUUAGAAAUGGAAAAUUAAAAGAAUUACCACAUUACAGUCGUGAUCUUAACGAAUUACUUAAAUUAAUGAUUCAUCCAAAUCCUGAAAUGAGACCAUCAGCAGUAUGUCUUAUACAACAUAGAGUACUGUGUCCAUUUGGGAAUAAAACAAAAGCACAACUUCGACGAGAACUGAAUGCAGAGAAAUUAAAAAAUGAAAUUCUAUCGAAACAGCUACAAGAAGCUGCUAAAUGUUUAAAAACUAUUGCUCCAAAUGUAGCAGCAAUCAAUAAUACAAUGAAUGCAGGAGGCUAUGAAUUAAGACCUACACCAACUAGAACAUUGUCUCGAGCAGUGGGUAAAAAAGUCAACAGAAGCAAUAAUUAUACACAAUCAAAUGUUCAACCAAAGAAAAGGCAGAAUGAACUUUUAUACAGAUAUGGAUAUUUUCUAUCAAUGCUUUUAUGUAUGAUCCUUGCUUCUAUUAAACCACAAUUUGGCAAAACAAAUGGUGUUCUGAAUGGUAAUAUUAUUAUUCGAUAUUUUGCUGUUCCUUUGACAUACUUAGAAGCAGGUCUAUUAUGUAAUCCAAAAACACUUUAUUUAACAUUAUUUAAUGGCUCUCUCUUAGUAUUUACAAUGACUUUCAUAUAUAUUUUAAUGCCUUUCUUGAUGAGACUUGGAGUAUGUUUAUUGACUUAUGCCAAUGUCAAUGUAUGGUUAUUGAAGGGAAUGGAAGUACUUUACUGUAUGCCACCUCCAUUUAAUACAAGUUUUGUUUUGUGUCGAUUGGCACAAGCAGAUUUAUCAACAAGCAUUGUAAUUACUUUAGUAUCUCAUUUUGGAGGAUUAUUUAUAUCUCCCAUAUUAUUAUAUUUUGUGUUAGGCGCAUCUACACCUCCUCUAGUUGGGGUAAAUGUAAAAGAAACCAUUUAUAGUACAAUUAUACCAUUAAUUAUUGGUGUUAUGAUUCAAAUUGUCCUCUUAAAGUAUGAUAUUUCUGUCAAAAUUAAGUCACCUUGGUUUUCUCAAGGACUAUUAUUAGCUACAGCAUAUCAUUGGUUUUGUGAUGCUGUAUUGGUGGAUGCAUCAUCUUUACAAGCUACUGACGUGCUAUUAUGCAUAUUAAUUGCUUGCGUGGGACAACUAUUUGUUAGCUGCUUGUGUUGGAUUUUGUGCUCUCAGUGGUUACCUCGGAAUAUCUUAUUAGCUGCACUUUUUACAAGUACUCACAAAUCAGUUGGUCUUGGAAGCUGGGUUUUACGUGGUGCUUACCAUGGGUCAGCUCAUGGUCCUGCAGUGAAUUUACCAUUGUCUGUAUUACCAGUUGCACAAUUACUAUUGGGUAGUUUAUUAGCUGGUUGGUUGUCCCCAUAAUGUAAAUAUGUUGUGAUCAAUUUGAAUAAUUUUUUUUAUAUACUUCAUUUUUUAAAAUUGCAUGCAUAUACUAUUUUAAGUAAACUUUCUUUUAAUAUAUAUAUUUUGUGUGUAUUUACAGAAUAAUGAAAAAUUGAAAAAUAACUAUAUUUAUAGUAAGUAAUUAGAUAAAAAAUAAUGUAAUUUACUUAUUCAUCAUGUUCAUUGUAGGAAAAAAUGCCUUAAUGAAUAGUGUUCAAACGUGGAAUUAAGGAAUAAAAAGUCUUAUAUAGAUUCAGGUUUCAAAUUUUAAUAUGUAAAAAGUCGUAUGAAAAUUAUUUACAUAAUGUAAUUUGAAAAAGUGAAGUGUUUAACAAAACAUUGGGUAGGAUUCGACUCAAAAUUGUUUUCAAAAUGUAUCAAAUAAGUUUAUUCAUAUGUAUAACGAAAUGCCAAAGGCUUUGAAACAUAGUCUAUUUCUUUUUUCUUUUUUUUUCUCUAAAUUUCACGCAGAGUGUAUACGAGUUUUAUUUAUUGCGGAAUUUAAUACUUACCUUGGAAACUAAUUUUAAGAAUUUGUAUGUAACAAUUAUAUAUUAUUUUUUUCAGUAUGUAUUGAAACAACUAGUGUAAAAUUAUGCACGAAUAAGUUUUUUUCAAUUCUAAUCAACUUAGUUUCAUUGACAUUUGAUAAAAGAAAAUCAUGACAAUUAUACAUUACACUGUACAUCAUUACAGGAACAAUUU
Heterotrigona itama is the source of this 3487-nucleotide messenger RNA. NCBI's taxonomy places the organism in Eukaryota, Metazoa, Arthropoda, Insecta, Hymenoptera, Apidae. The record is from the annotation of a GenBank genome assembly.